UCAACCAUCUACACUAAUGGCGGGCACUUUUGAUUGACGUUUCAAGCUGAGAGAAGAGAAUCCAGGGAGAGUUCGAUAAUAUUUACUGAAAAUGAAUGUACGAGAUGAAAAUGUGGAUGACCUCAGUUAUGAUCAGAGGCUGAAAGCGGCAGUACAUUAUACUGUGGUGAGGAUAUGUCGGGAGGUUGGUGAUGACCUGGAUGUCUCCAUCAACAAGCAAGUGAUGGCCUGCAUUGCAGAGACAACGUGGAGACAGUUUGAUACCUAUUCACACGAUCUGGAGAUGUUUGCAAGGCAUGCCAAGCGCAGCACAGUGUUACCUGAAGAUGUGAAGCUGCUUGUGAGGAAAAGUCCAAAAUUGCUGGAACACAUCAACUCGCUCCACAGACAGCUCACAGCCAACAAGGAGGAGCCCAGCAGGAAGAGGGGAGCCAGGCCGAACAAGAAGAAGUCAGUGGCUGCAGCAGAAGCCAACUAUGAGACAGAUGAGAACUCCAAUAUGUAAGAUUUUAAAAAUGCCGAUAUUUAGAACUCAUUGGUGUUGUCAUUUCAGGAGGACUGAUGAGAACACAAAAAAAGAACUGACGAGGAUGCCAAUGUGCAUGACUAAUGAGAACAUGCAUGGAUGAGAAUGUCAGUAACUGGGACUGACUUUGCCAGUGUAUAGGAUUUACAGGAAACAAACCAAUAAGCAUUGUUUUUGAUACGCAUUUCGACUAAAAUACUCAACAAGUGGUUGGGCCAAAACAAA
Molecule: messenger RNA, 751 nt
Organism: Haliotis rubra (blacklip abalone)
Lineage: Eukaryota; Metazoa; Mollusca; Gastropoda; Lepetellida; Haliotidae
Product: centromere protein S-like
Exons: 4
Coding region: 92-505 (137 amino acids)
Biological process (GO): replication fork processing; resolution of meiotic recombination intermediates
Cellular component (GO): Fanconi anaemia nuclear complex; FANCM-MHF complex
Molecular function (GO): protein heterodimerization activity; chromatin binding
Source: RefSeq, a predicted model, not a curated record